Sarcophilus harrisii (Tasmanian devil) is the source of this 1386-nucleotide messenger RNA. It is a transcript of the gene ABHD10, whose product is annotated as abhydrolase domain containing 10. Bases 54 to 962 code for a protein of 302 amino acids. NCBI's taxonomy places the organism in Eukaryota, Metazoa, Chordata, Mammalia, Dasyuromorphia, Dasyuridae. Gene Ontology annotation, cellular component: mitochondrion. The transcript is spliced from 5 exons. Gene Ontology annotation, molecular function: hydrolase activity, hydrolyzing O-glycosyl compounds; palmitoyl-(protein) hydrolase activity. The record is from RefSeq and is a predicted model, not a curated record. Gene Ontology annotation, biological process: protein depalmitoylation.
GGCGGAGAGCAGAGGGCGCAGGCGCGGAGGGGAGCGGGCGGGCUGCCGGGAAGAUGGCGGGAGCCGGGUUGCUGGCGUCAGCCGCAGCCUUGGUGCGGCCGAAGAGUUGGGACUGGGCUACCAUCACCUUCGGCCUCGCCGCACUGCGCUCUCGAAGGAUCGAGAGAACGCCCCGGAGGCUCCCAGUUUGCAGAUGGAGGACAAAUCUUUCUUACCUUAAUCGACCAGACCUUCCAAAUCUGGCAUAUAAGAAGCUAAAAGGCAAAACCCCAGGCGUUAUUUUCAUCCCAGGCUAUCUUUCUAAUAUGAAUGGGACAAAAGCAAUGGCAAUCGAAGAAUUUUGCAAAUCUCUAGGUCAUGCCUAUAUAAGAUUUGAUUAUGCAGGAUGUGGAAAUUCAGGUGGCAAUUUUGAAGAAUGUACAUUGGGGAAAUGGAGAAAAGAUGUUCUCUCUAUAAUUGAUGAUGUAGCAGAAGGACCUCAGAUAUUGGUUGGAUCUAGCUUGGGUGGCUGGCUAAUGCUUCAUGCUGCAAUUGCACGCCCAGUGAAGGUAGCGGCUCUCAUUGGCAUAGCUACAGCAGCAGAUAGUGUGGUAGCAAAAUUUAAUCAACUUUCUGUUGAGGCAAAAAAAGAGAUAGAAGUGAAAGGUGUAUGGAAGGUGCCAACAAAAUACAGUGAUGAUGGAUUUUAUGUCUUUCACUACAGUUUCAUUAAAGAAGCAAAACUCCACUGCUUAUUACAUGGCCCUAUCCCUGUGAUGUGCCCUGUAAGAUUGCUACAUGGCAUGAAGGAUGAUGUCAUUCCAUGGCAAACCUCCAUGCAUGUUGCUAACCGUGUGAUCAGCACAGAUGUAGAUGUCAUCCUCCGUAAAAAUAGUGAUCAUCGAAUGAAGGAGAAGGACGACAUCAAACUUCUUGUGUACACCAUUGAUGAUUUAAUUGAUAAGAUUAGCACCUCAAAUUGAAUUUAUGGUGGCACAAAUACAUACUUUAUAGUGUGGUUGAUCAAAAUCCCCCAUAUUGUAAAUACACUGAGACUUUUCUUAAUGCUACAUUUGCACAGAUGGUAGAUAUUGUGAAUAAAGUAUAGGUUGCUUUUGGAAAUCUUUCUCUUUCCUUCCCUUCUAGUUUUUUUUUUUUUUUUUCAUUACAAUGUUUCCUACACUCUUUUAUACCAAGAAAUUGUGUUGACUGUGCCAACUGUUAUAUUUGGUUAGUGCUUCUUGAAUUGUAAAAUAAAGCAUAGUUUUUCAUUUAGUACCAUUAAAUAUGAAGAUUUGUGAAAUAAUUGUAAUAGUUUUGUGUUCAGGUAUAUAAAUUCACAAAAUAUAUCAGAAUUGUUCAGUGAAAUUAAAAUUUGAAAAAGUCUGAUAAUAAUAAAGUUCAAAA